Drosophila navojoa is the source of this 4343-nucleotide messenger RNA. It is a transcript of the gene nAChRalpha1, whose product is annotated as nicotinic acetylcholine receptor alpha1. Gene Ontology annotation, molecular function: transmembrane signaling receptor activity; acetylcholine-gated monoatomic cation-selective channel activity. Gene Ontology annotation, cellular component: postsynaptic membrane. Lineage: Eukaryota; Metazoa; Arthropoda; Insecta; Diptera; Drosophilidae. The record is from RefSeq and is a predicted model, not a curated record. Gene Ontology annotation, biological process: monoatomic ion transmembrane transport.
CAGUAGUUGCCUCAGAGCCCGCGGGUUGAAGAAAACGUACGCAUCGAGCGAGCCGAGCCGCGUCGCGUGUUACCAAACAAAGAAAAGCCAGAGAAUAGAAAAAAAAAAAAAACAAAAAGAAUAUAUACACAUAUAUACAAAAAAUAAAAAUACAAAAAUAUACGAAAAAAGAAAAACAAACAGUAGGAAAGCAAAGAUAACAAAAUUACAUUAAUCAAAGCCAAAUACGAAUCAAUUGAUAUUCGGACACUGGCCAAACCGAAGCUAACCGUUGUGUUCAUAAGCGGCAACGAAAAUGCCUCCUCUAAUGUCACGCAAAUGAGCAAACAAACACUCGAUUGUCACACGUUGCCGCUGCUGCGACUGCUGCUGCGGAACAGCGAGUCUGCGACCGAAACCGAAUCCGAUACCGAUACCGAUACCGCUACCGCUACCGCUACCGACACCGUGUCUGAGCCUGUGGCCGAGUCAUCGCCACUACUGCGAACGGCAGCACACUCUGAGAUUUCAGCACCGGCCCGUGCCACGUUUCACGCAGGGCGUGUGCUGCUUCAAUAUAAACACUGGCGACACCAGCAACCGCAGCAGCGCCAUAGCCAACAACAGCAACAGCUAAAUCAGCAGCAGCAACAUCAGCGUUAUUUGUGUGCCUGUCCCUAUCGAAACAUAUAUUCGCCUUUACAUUCGCAGUCGCAGUCGCAUUCGCAUUUGCAUUCGCAUCCGCAUCCGCAUUUAGAAACAUGUGCGCGCUCGCGUGUGAGUGUGUGUUUAAUUGAAAAGCCAUCGCCUUGCCACAGCACAAAUCCCUGGCAAAUGCAACUCAAUGCGGCUGUCUCUGAAAUCUCUGUAAACUAAAACGUCGAGUGUUGUUCAAUUCUCGUUCUCGUAAUAGCCGUCGCCGUCUCCGUCGCCGUCGCCGUCACGUCUGCCUCAGCCUUUGAAUCUCUGUCGCCGUUUCGGUCUCUCUCUCUCCCACUCUCCGCCUCUGUCGCUCUCUUUCACCCACGCCGUGUGUUUUCUUUGCCGUGUUGUUGGCUGCCUGUCAGCAGGUCUCGAAUUUCAUUUCGUUUCCGGUCUCGUACGUCGCUCGCUGGUUAUCUGGUCCCUGGUCCCUGGUCCUUGGUCCCUGGACCAGUGGCUGGCUGCCUGUUGGUCGCCCAGUCUGGCUGUCUGGGCAGCAGUUGGACUUAUUCUAACCUUUGCGGCGCGUUGACUUUUGUGCGCAAAUUGAUGUCAGCAAUCCAUGCCAACGCUCAAGACUGCAAACAGGAAUUGUUAAAACCUUCGACAACAAAGUGCUGCCAGCAACAAGAAAUCAACAAAAUAAAGAACAACAACAACAAAUAAUCACACUAUACAACUAGAAAUUAGCUACGAGCGCCAGGAAUUUAGCGAAACGUGAUCAUGGAAUUGUCAUUAAUCAGGCACUAGAUACGACAGCAGCAGAGUGCAACAGAGAGCAUCAAUCGCGCUAGCAACAACAAGAACAAUGAUAUGUGGCACUAAUUGAGGCGAGAGAGCACACGCAACACCUGGGGUCGCAGUAGAGGCUUUAGCUACGACAACUAGUAGACCUACCUAACCCGUGCGAAGGCUGCGUGCUGCUUUAAAGCGGCACCAUUGCUGCCAUUAAAAUAGACGCCGCAGCGCAACAGCAACGCUGCCGUCGUCACAAUCAACGCCAGCGCCAGCAUCAUCCGCACCAUCGUCAUCGCAGACGACGACGGCGCUUCCCAAGAUCGGGACUCGGCGCGGGCGAGCGCCUCGUUACGAGCGUUGGCGUUGCCCUUGGCUCAUGCAGCCCGCUGCUGGCAGCUCGGCCCAGAGACGACAGCAGCGACGACGACGGCAUAGCGAUACCAUCAACAUCCACAUCCACAUCCACUGGGGCAGCCGCCUUCACGCAGCUGCAGCCCGUCGACCAGCAGCGACGAAGGCGCCCUCACAACGGCCUGUCACUUGUAGGCAAUGCAACGCUCUGUGCAGCAACGGGUUGGACCUGGCCUAAGAUGGGUAGCGUGCUCUUCGCAGCUGUCUUCAUAGCACUACACUUUGCCACCGGCGGCCUGGCCAACCCAGAUGCUAAGCGACUGUACGACGACUUGCUGAGCAACUACAAUCGACUCAUACGACCCGUGGGCAACAACUCCGAUCGUCUGACGGUCAAAAUGGGUCUAAGGCUGUCCCAGCUGAUCGAUGUGAAUUUAAAAAAUCAAAUUAUGACUACGAACGUGUGGGUGGAGCAGGAGUGGAACGACUACAAAUUGAAAUGGAAUCCCGACGAUUACGGCGGAGUGGAUACCCUGCAUGUGCCCUCCGAGCACAUAUGGCUGCCGGAUAUAGUACUAUAUAACAACGCCGAUGGCAACUAUGAAGUGACAAUAAUGACAAAAGCAAUUCUUCAUCACACGGGCAAAGUGGUCUGGAAGCCGCCCGCCAUUUAUAAAUCCUUUUGCGAAAUUGAUGUCGAAUACUUUCCGUUCGACGAGCAGACAUGUUUCAUGAAGUUCGGCUCGUGGACAUACGAUGGUUACAUGGUCGACUUGCGGCACUUGAAGCAAACCGCCGACUCGGAUAACAUUGAGGUGGGCAUCGAUCUGCAGGACUAUUACAUCUCGGUCGAGUGGGAUAUUAUGCGUGUGCCGGCGGUGCGCAACGAGAAGUUCUACAGCUGCUGCGAGGAGCCCUACCUGGACAUCGUGUUCAAUCUGACGCUGAGGCGGAAGACGCUCUUCUACACGGUUAAUCUGAUCAUACCAUGCGUCGGCAUAUCAUUCCUGUCCGUGCUGGUAUUCUAUCUGCCCAGCGACUCGGGCGAGAAGAUCUCGCUCUGUAUCAGCAUCCUGCUGUCGUUGACUGUGUUCUUUUUACUGCUGGCCGAGAUUAUUCCGCCGACGUCGCUGACGGUGCCGCUGCUGGGCAAGUAUUUGCUCUUCACUAUGAUGCUGGUCACGCUGUCGGUUGUGGUAACCAUUGCGGUGCUGAACGUCAACUUUAGAUCACCAGUGACGCAUCGCAUGGCGCCGUGGGUGCAGCGCGUCUUCAUAAAAAUCCUGCCCAGGCUGCUCUGCAUUGAGCGGCCCAAAAAGGAGGACCCCGAAGAGGAUCAGCCGCCCGAGGUGCUCACAGACGUCUUUCAUUUGCCGCCAGACGUGGACAAGUUUGUUAACUAUGACACCAAGCGCUUUAGCGGCGACUACGGCAUACCAGUGUUACCCGCCUCUCAUCGCUUCGAUUUGGCGGCGGCCGGUGGUAUAGCCGCCCACUGCUUUAGCGAUCCGCCUCUGCCCUCCUCACUGCCACUGCCGGGCGCCGAUGACGAUCUGUUCAGUCCAUCGGGUCUCAAUGGCGACAUCAGCCCGGGCUGUUGUCCAGCUGCCGCUGCCGCAGCCGCAGCAGCCGAUCUCAGUCCUACAUUCGAGAGGCCCUACGCACGGGAGAUGGAAAAGACUAUCGAAGGCUCGCGCUUCAUUGCGCAGCACGUGAAAAACAAAGACAAGUUUGAAAGCGUUGAGGAGGACUGGAAAUAUGUGGCCAUGGUAUUGGAUCGUAUGUUUCUGUGGAUUUUCGCAAUCGCUUGCGUUGUCGGCACAGCGCUAAUUAUAUUGCAAGCGCCCAGCUUGUACGAUCAAUCGCAGCCGAUUGAUAUACUAUACUCGAAAAUAGCCAAGAAGAAGUUCGAGCUGCUCAAAAUGGGCAGUGAUAACUCCUUAUAGCGACCACUUGGGUUCGCAGCGGGCUGGUGGAAUUUAAUCGUCAGCUCGUUGCGAACCCUGUUCGCCGCUCGCGAUGAUGAUCGUGGAUAAUAUACAAUGAGCCAGACCAUGAGCGUCUCAUCGGUGUUGUUCAACACUAGCAGCAGCAACCAGAGCAGUAUCAGCAGCAAUAGUGUUCUUGCCAACAUUGCCAACAGCGAUACCGAUAACGAUAACGCAACGAUAACCAGCUCAUGGAGCCCAUUGUAAGCAGCGAAGCGAUGCGAACAUUGGAAAUUGAAGACAAACAAAACUAAAUUAAAAAUAAAUAAAACCAAAUACAAUCGAACGAUUGCGAUUGCGAUUGCGAGUUUACGAGCAGUUGAUCAAAACAUGUAUGUAAAGUAAAGGAAGGCAAGUAUUGUAGUGUUGCGUAACGCUAAUCACGUCAAUAACUGUGUUGCAAGAUCGACUUUGACAUACACACGUAAAUGACACUGACACGACAGCCCUCCAUGGCUGGCAAAGCUAAGGGCUUAGCUAUUAAGUUUUUGAUGGAUGUGUGCGUGAAGGAUCAUAUUUUAUGUAUGAACGUAUGUCAGUGUUGGAUGGUUGUGCAGUGUUGCGUCAUGUAGCAGCCAGAAUUGU